UUGGUCGUUGUUUCCACAGGUGGAGCGGACGCUUUGGUGAACGAGCAAAUCAAAAUGGCGAGUCAAGAAGAGUCUGUGAGGGAGUUCGUCGCUGUUACUGAUGUGGAUGAGGAGAGGGCCCGCUUUUUCUUGGAGUCCGCCGGCUGGGAUUUGCAGCUUGCACUAGCCAGCUUCUUUGAAGAUGGACCAGAUGACGACAUAGUAACACUGCCUCAGCCUGAGGGAGGCUCCUCUGUGUCCCGGUCUGUAGGGCCGAGUGCGCAGCCCCGAGUGACCUCCUUCAGAGAUUUGGUGCAUGAGGCAGAGGAUGAGAGUGAUGAGGAAGAAGGCCAAAGGUUUUAUGCAGGGGGAUCAGAGCGCAGCGGGCAGCAGAUUGUUGGGCCUCCAAAAAAAAAAAGCUCCAAUGAAGUAGUAGAUGAUUUGUUCAAGGUGGCAAGGGAACAUGGAGCUGUGCCACUGGACCGGAGCGGGAAAGGUCCAGGGGAGCCCAGCAAAUCCAAGCCAUUUUUUGGUGGAGGCUACAGGCUAGGAGCAGCUCCUGAAGAAGAAUCAACUUAUGUUGCUGGAGAGAGGAAAGCAUCCAACAGCCAACAAGAUGUGCAUGUGGUGCUAAAGCUAUGGAAGACGGGUUUCAGUCUGGAUAAUGGUGAACUCAGAAACUACAAUGAUCCUGGAAAUGCCAGCUUCCUUGAGUCAAUCCGUAGGGGAGAGAUACCUUUGGAACUGAGUCAGCUUUCUCGAGGAGGGCAGGUCAAUCUGGACAUGGAAGACCAUAGGGAUGAGGAUUUCAACAAACCCAAAGUAGCUUUCAAGGCUUUUGGAGGUGAAGGCCAGAAGCUGGGAAGUGCCACUCCAGAGCUGGUUUCAGCUCCAGCUACCUCCCAACAGGACCGGGCUGCCAAUGAGGCCCAAGCCAGUGCUUCUGUGACCCUCAACCCCUCCCAGCCCAUCACAAAUAUUCAGAUUCGACUGGCUGAUGGCGGCAGGCUGGUCCAGAAAUUCAACCAUACUCACAGGGUGUCUGAUGUGCGUCACUUUGUGGUUGCAGCUCGGCCCGCCAUGGCUGCCAGAGAGUUUGUUCUCAUGACCACAUUCCCCAACAGAGAGCUGUCAGAUGAGAGCCAGACCCUGCAGCAGGCCAACCUCCUCAACGCUGUCAUUGUCCAGCAGCUGAAGUGAGGGCACGACGAGGCAACCCCUUUGUUGGUGUGGCUAAGUAACUGCAGCCCUGUGAAACCUGCUGCCUCUUCUGAGCAGAGGUACAUCCAUGGACUUGUGUAUGGACUUCUGAUUUCUAAUUUUUGUUUUUCUGAAGUUAAAAAAAAAAGAGUGAGAGAAAAUUAUGCUCCCCAGACUCCUUCUCACAUCCCUUCUGCUGUGGUCUGGACAGUAGCAGACAAAGUAAAAUAUCUUCUGGAAGGGAACACUUCAUGGAAGCUCUGUUGGAAAGCUCCUGGAGGCUGAUAAUUUGGUGGAUUUGUUGACCUGUGUCAACAGCUGGUUUAAUCCAAAAAACGUCCAAGGAACUCACCUUUGUGUGAAGAGCAGUUUGCAGAACUGUUGAUUCAACUAGGUUUUAUUUUCUUCAACCUUAGCUUGCCUACCUUCUCUCUUCCAUUCCUAUUAAGCGGUCCUUCCACUAUGUUUACCAACAGCUGGCAGGUGUAUCGCUUUCGAUUUUACCAUUAUUUCUGAGUUUUUCUGUCUCGCAGCACAAAAGCAGAAUCACCAACCUGUUCCUAAAUAUCACCUGUCUGCACAUUUUCUGGCUCUGCCUGCUCGGUCACCUGGUUAGUUAAGUCUGGUUCUGUCAACUCUUGAUCAGUUGAAACAUCUGAUUGAUUAGGUGUGAGGAGAGCAGGGAAAGAGACAAACCGGUAGAACAGGUGUUCUGAAGAAUAAUGGUGACACUUGCAGGAAAAGGGUGCAUUGAUAUGCGGUUUUGUGUAAGUUUCCAUUUGUCUUCACAUAUUCUUCCUGGAAAAUUAAUUUUAAUGACUUAGCCAAACUAUCCAAACCAAGCUGUACCAGUAGCCUUGUGUUCCGUUUUACACCUGUAGAACAGCAGUGCCACCUUUGUUCAUAUGGGGGACUUUUUUUUUUUAAGUUGCAUAUUUUCCUCUUGAGAUUGUAGGAUUGUCCCAGUCCAACAGUGGGAUUUUUGACAAUUGUGUAACAACAGAAAUAGUUGCACAUGGCUUUACUAGCACACCAGUGGUUGAAGAAAAGAACACAUAGAUUGUAAACACUGGUUUGUAUUAGUGGGAGCUGACUUCCAAUGACACACAGACAUGUUCUAUGCAUCUUGGGGCGAGACAGACAUGUUUAGACUGCUGGUGAAAUAAAUUCAUUUUAUGGUUGAUGUAUAAAGAAA
Messenger RNA from Thalassophryne amazonica, 2374 nucleotides. It is a transcript of the gene nsfl1c, whose product is annotated as NSFL1 (p97) cofactor (p47). Bases 55 to 1179 code for a protein of 374 amino acids. NCBI's taxonomy places the organism in Eukaryota, Metazoa, Chordata, Actinopteri, Batrachoidiformes, Batrachoididae. Gene Ontology annotation, biological process: proteasome-mediated ubiquitin-dependent protein catabolic process; membrane fusion; autophagosome assembly. Gene Ontology annotation, molecular function: ubiquitin binding. The transcript is spliced from 9 exons. Gene Ontology annotation, cellular component: nucleus; cytosol. The record is from RefSeq and is a predicted model, not a curated record.